This is a messenger RNA of Didymosphaeria variabile, 1488 nucleotides long. RefSeq lists its product as uncharacterized. The record is from RefSeq and is a predicted model, not a curated record. Bases 1 to 1488 code for a protein of 495 amino acids. Gene Ontology annotation, molecular function: oxidoreductase activity. Lineage: Eukaryota; Fungi; Ascomycota; Dothideomycetes; Pleosporales; Didymosphaeriaceae. Gene Ontology annotation, cellular component: cytoplasm. The transcript has a single exon.
AUGCGGCUUCCACCGACGACCGCUCUCAUUUCAAUCGCCGCUCUGGCACCAGAGGUUCGCGCGCUUGCUGUACCUCCUGCUCAAGCUCCUCUUCCCAAAAGAGAUAAUCUCGACCAGAUAGUCCUUCCCGGCUUCCCGCACCCCAAUCCAACCGUCUCAUACUGGCAAGACCCUCCACACCGCAUCGCCAAUCUCCGUACCACCCCAGAGCUCCCAACAACCGACGUCUUCGACUAUGUCAUCGUCGGCUCCGGCAUCUCAGGUGCCGCUGUCGCCUUCAAAUUAUUAUCGCGCGAUCCAAAUCUCUCUAUUUUGAUGCUCGAAGCGCGCACCGCAGCUGGCGCAGCCUCAGGUCGGAAUGGCGGGCACUGCAAGCCGGGCGACUGGAAAGAAGUCAAAGACUGGGUCGAGCUCUACGGCGAAGACGAGGCGCUCCGAAUAGGCAAGAUGGAGCAAGAUUGCGUUGACGACGUACGCAAUUUCGUAAAGACGCACAAUGUGUCCAGCGGAUGGCAGGACGUCGAAACAGCCGACGUGUACUGGACCAAAGAGGCCUUCGACGAAGCUGUCGAGAUUAAAAAAUUCCAGGAUGAGCUGCAACAACGCAGACCAAAUGACGGUCCCUGGAGUAAUAAGCGGACGGUCUAUGCAGGCCAGGCAGCCAGAGACUACUGGAAGUGGCCGCAGAUCCUCGGCGCGGUGGCGUACACCUCGCAUACGCAGAAUCCCUACCUGACAGUCUGCGCAUUGCUCGAGCAGGGUCUCGAGAAGGGUCUCAAUCUGCAGACUACGACCAUAGCUCUGAGCAUCGAUCAAGUAUCCAACAGCUCUGAAGCGGGUGCAAAAUGGGAGGUCAAGACCGAUCGAGGCACCGUCCAGGGAAAGCAGGUCGUCCUCGCCACAAACAGCUACACCAACGCGCUGCACGCUGGUCUUGCGAGCACGGGCUUCCUCGUGCCGCAGAGAAACCAGGUUGCGGCCGUUCACCCAUCGAAGGAUACCUCUAACAACACGGUUUUCCGCCGCAGUCAUUCGUACCCGGACUUGCACAGUGGGAACAACUACAUCGCCAUCCGCGCUCCAGGUGACAUUGGUGCAGGCGAUGUGAUCGUCGGCGGAAGCACGAAGUUCUCACCCACGCGAGAAAGGAAUAUCACAGACGAUUCGGUGAUCAAUCAAGACAUUGCGGACGAUUUGCACGGCGUAGGCCGCGUUGUCUUUGGGUAUGAGAACUGGGGCGAGACAACAAAGGUGGUUAAAGAUUGGACGGGCAUCAUCUGCAACACGCCUGAUGGCUUUCCAGUUGUUGGCGGGCUACCUAAUGAAGAGGGUCUCUGGGCGUCUGCCUGCAUGAACGGCCACGGGAUGGCGUGGGCGUUCCGCAGUGCGGAGGCGUUGGUGCAGAUGAUGGCUGAAGGGGAGACGCCGACGUGGUUCCCGAAGGCGUUUGAUAUUAAUCGGGCGUGGAAUUAUACGGCAGAGGAAUGA